Dreissena polymorpha is the source of this 4539-nucleotide messenger RNA. RefSeq lists its product as uncharacterized. NCBI's taxonomy places the organism in Eukaryota, Metazoa, Mollusca, Bivalvia, Myida, Dreissenidae. The coding region runs from base 346 to 1707 and encodes 453 amino acids. The transcript has 3 exons. The record is from RefSeq and is a predicted model, not a curated record.
ACCAAUUUCACAUUGUUAUCUAUCAUUCUAUGUACUCGAUCGGUGAACAUUAGAAUAUAUGAGUUUAACAUUUUAUAAUUAGGCAACAUUAGGUACUAAACGAGUAAAAUCCUAGAGGAUACGUGUGAAUCACAACACUCACAUCAUGGACAAUGUUGAUUUGUAGCUUUCAGGAACAGAUUCUUGGGUAAGCCUCGAUAAUGAUGGAAAUUCACAAACACGUAUAAAUACCAGUGCUUUCCACAGGAUUUUUGUCAAGCGCCCCGGGGCUAAUAGGGGUGGUUCGGGAGGGGUGUCCCCUCCUGACGUUGAUUUACAUUUCACCCGCAGAGACAAAACGCUGAAAUGGACCACUCCAUAAACAAAACAAUAAAAUAUAGGGAUCGUGAACAUGCCGGUGAAGACCCUUCUCUGUACAGUGCAUAUGCGAAACAGUCACUGGGCUCAUUAUCAGAUGCCGAAUAUAAUGAUUAUAGGGUGCUGCAUUCAGAUUCAAAAGUAUUUCUCAAGGAUAUUGGCCAUGUCAACGAACUGAUGCAUAAUAAAGAGGCUGGAAGGAACGUGCAUUAUAAUGGAGAAGAACUUAACGAACAAAGCAUGUAUACAACAAAACCAAGUAUGAACUUGCGAAUCGAAGCGAAUGACUAUUCAUCAUAUGGUCCUAUUGCAUUCUGUGUACCCAAGCUGGAACGCUCAGCAAAUCAGACGCAAGUAUACCCAUCUAAAAUGCCAAUCGUUAACUUUUCAAGAACAUUUCUAAGCCCAAUCGUAUGCACUGUAAGACCAUUCAAAAUACCAGAAGAGCCAUUGUCAUGUACAGUCGAACCUGACUGUGAUCCAAUAGUUCAAAAGUCAUCGUGUUGUAGCGUCGAAGGCUUGCACCACUCAACGACUAGAAAAACACAGUCAAAUGAUUAUGUAGAAAAAGAUGCUCUCUUUUGUACUGCAAAUGGUCUUCACUCAACGAAUAAAUGUGAGAAAGCAGGAUGGUCAGCACUAAAAGGGGAGGUUUUACACGAAAGCUUAACAACACAAAUGUCGGGAAUAAGAAUUGAAAGCUCAAUCAAAGAGAGACCAAUAAAUGUCCACACAACUGUAGAAACUGCUGAAAAUGAUGCGCACAUAAGAGCUGAACAAAGUGAGAUUACGGCUAGAGAAAAUGUCUUCCAGACAAUGGUGUCUUGUGAGCCUGUUUCCGUAGACAUUGGAAGAAAUGAGGAAGAAAUGCAGACUUACGCAACAGAUUAUUUAUAUAUCAGCAAGAAGGACAUAGUCAUAAUACAUUCAGAGGACGAUAUAGUGAGAGCUGCUAACUUUAAAGAAUCAAUUGAGAAACUUUGCGACAACAAACUAAUUCCUGGUGUGACAGUUGAUUUGCAGCAGCAUAUAGAUGCAGGCAUGCAAGCCAUAGGUAGUCUUGACACUCUACAUGACAGAUAUAGGUGCAUUCUGGUUUUUGUAACCGAUGCCUUUCAAUUAGACGCGUACAAGAAGUUUCACAGCGAAUGUUUACUUGUAUUCGGGUUGGAUGCAGGAGGAGACAAACUCAACCGAGUGGUGCCGGUGUGGGUGGAUGCCACACGGAGAACUUGCAAAAUACCGUACCUUAAAACGUUGAACGGCAUCGCCUACACAGGUAAAACGAGUAACUUCUUCGAAGAACUUAUGUUAAAAACUGUAAAGCACUUUCGGGAAAUGAUUAAAUAACUCGACAAGUGCAUUGAACAGUAGAUCUAUGGAUGGCUAUAGAAACGCAAGUGCCGCAGUUAAAUAGCGGGAAGUCAGAAUAUACCGACAUUCCAAGGGUACAACAGUCGCCUUUAGACUGAUGUAAAUAUGACGUUAAUAAUCGGAUUUUGGUCCCUACACUAAAACAAAUAAUUGUAGAAGUAUUAACAGAAGGGGUAGUACUGAAAUUUGAUAUAUUGGAAACCUGUUAUUUUGAAAUCCAUUUUAAAGUUAGUAUCUGAGUAUAAAUAACAGAGACUAUUUAUUACUUUUGACUUCAACGUGUGCAAUUUUGCACGGAGAAUACAAGUACAUGUAUAUGGUCUGUGACAUAUUGUCUCAUGACGAUUAACAUGUUUUCCAACAUCCAUUUGAGGGAACAAUAGAGCGGAAAUGACGCGAAAAAUAUGAUUUGGAAAUGCCCGUUUUUGUAUUAGACGCUGAACGUGACGCAUGGACGUGACAUAUAUAUAUAUAUAUAUAUAUAUAUAUAUAUAUAUAUAUAUAUAUAUAUAUAUAUAUAUAUAUAUAUAUAUAAUACCACGUGAAAAUUCGUGCGGAUCCGUGUUCAUGCUAACACACAGGCGGCAUAAGCCAGGGGUUGCAAGUACCUCAACUGCUUAACCCUAAACUUCUUACUUGUCUUUCGCAUCAGACGUUAAUCUGAACUGGUCAGAGCUCCACUAAGUGCUUCAAAAGUGCAUUAGUUAUCUCCAGAAGACGUUUCUCAUAAAUCAUAUAUAUGGACAAUAACGAGAAAAUACUGUGCACAUGAUAAACUUGUAGAACACGCAUUUUUGCUCUUCUUGACGUGGCAAAUUUAUGCAAAUAACACGUGAAAUCAAAAGCUUGGACGUUCAAUGUUGUUUUGACCGUCAGUAGUGUUCUCAAAAUAUACAGGCAAUUCAGGGAGUCUUAAUAAAUUAUGUUUAUGGAUAUAUAUGAAAUAUUUGUUUAUACUAUUUUGUACAUGUAAAAUUCGUCAACAUUGUUGUUUUAAACAUGUAUAUUCAAGGACUAUGCCUAUGCUUGCCAGAUCGUGUUUAUUUGACUUUCGUGUCAAUUGUCCAUGAUUGAUGCCAUAUUGACAUGUGAUUUGAGAAUAUUUUAUUAAACAUAUAUAUAUAUAUUGAAUGACGACCUUGAUUGUGUGUUAAUAGACUGAUUUAUUAUGAAUAAACACUAUUUUUGAAUUGUUACAUCAAUUGAAUGUGUUGCAUUGUAUCUUUCAUAUUUAUACAUGUACACAUUUGACGUCCAAUUACUUUAAGUUUUAGGGCAAUUAAAUAACCAAACUACUUAGACAGUACAAUAAAUAUGCCUACUGUGUGAUUUGAUCAGCUACAUUGUGAUUUCAUCAGCUACAGUAUGAUUUGAUCAGCUACAAUGUGAUUUCAUCAGCUUCAAUGUGAUUUCAUCAGCUACAGUGAUUUGAUCAGCUAUAGUGGGAUUUGAUCAGCUUGAGUGGGAUUUGAUCAGCUACAAUGUGAUUUGAUCAGCUAAAAUGUGAUUUGAUCAGCUACAGUGUGAUUAGAUCAGCUACAGUAAGAUUUGAUUAGCUACAGUUGACUUUGAUCAGCUACAAUGUGAUUUGAUCAGCUUCAAUGUGAUUUGAUCAGCUACAGUGAUUUGAUCAGAUAUAGUAGGAUUUGAUCAGCUUGAGUGGGAUUUGAUCAGCUACAAUGAGAUUUGAUCAGCUACAGUGUGAUUAUAUAAGCAACAGUGUGAUUUGAUCAGAUCUGUAUUGUGUUGUGAUCGUGAAUAUGACCAUUCAUCAGUCUGUAAGGUGAAAUCUAUUGAUCACUGAUGCAUUCAGCACUUCAUUGGUAUGUGACUCAACACAUUAGAAUGUAAAUAAUCUAAUUGAUUAUUCUUUAUUCAAAUAACAAAUUAAUUUCUACAUGUAUGUUAAUGAAAAUUACAUUAGAUGUAAAUCACUUUGCAUUUUUUAGCUUAUAUCAGACAUUUCAGAAUUUCUUACACUUUAUCUAUUUCUUAUUUAAGUAUAUUCUUGGUACUGUCACUUUCACACAACAUCACAAUUGAUAAUUAUACUAGUAUUAGCAGUGAAUGUUCGUGUACUGUAAACAGUACUAAAACACACAUUUCUUAUGACCAUUCAAGACACAUCAUACUGACAUUGAAUGCAAUCCAGUCUGAUAUGGAAACACUAUCUUUUGAAAUGUCUUUUACAAUCAGAGCAACCUAUCAAUGCCCUAUGUCGGGUAGGACUUAUAUCAAUGCUUUACAUUUCAAAAGAAUGUCUGGUUGUGUCUCAUGUGCAUAAUUUUGCACUUUUAAGCUCCCUGCAAUAUACCAUGAGCGAGCUGGCUGCCUGAACAGUCAACUGGCUCAAGCACAAAUAUAAUGGUUAUAACUUUAAACCACCGGCAGUGGAAUAAAAAAAUUGCUUGUAUCGCCAAAAUAAUGCAUUUUAAUAUUCUUGAACGAUACAAACAUUGGCUUCAGCUUGCAAAAUCAGGCCAUGGAAGGAAAUUCAGCGCUGCUGGAUGCUUGAUCUGCUCACACUUCAAUGCCAAUGUGUUCCUUCUUUUCCCAGUACAUGUCCUUUUUCAACGUCAGACAGGGCUUGCUGUCUGGUUGAUCGCUGAACGCAACACUCCAUUAUUAUAAUUUCAGCCUUGCUCUCUUUUCACAGACCAAAAGCCUGCAAGGCCUGCACUGGUCAAUUAUGAACCAAGGUUGCUCAGAUAAUCCGCUUCAUAUUAGAGGCUUAUACCAUUUUCUUGGUCUCAAGUCAUGGCAUAAUUCACACUUUACUAAUCAAAAUGCUAAUUUUGAUACAACUUA